This is a messenger RNA of Didymodactylos carnosus, 1206 nucleotides long. Lineage: Eukaryota; Metazoa; Rotifera; Eurotatoria; Philodinida; Philodinidae. The record is from the annotation of a GenBank genome assembly.
AUGGAUAAUUAUAAUUCUCUUAAUAAGCAAGUACCUGUUCUUUACCCAACAUACGAAGAAUUCAAAAAUCUUUCUGCUUACAUUAUCUCACAAGAACAACGCAUCAUACAAUCUCAAUUUGGUGCAUUCAAAAUUGUUCCACCAUUCCGUUGGGUACCUGUCACCAAUUGCUUCUCCAGUAUUCGAAUUAAGUCGUAUCUAACUCAGCGUAUUACUCCAUCAUCAAAAGUUAAUCAUGUAUAUCAAAUUAAAAAUAUAAUAACAACAAAACGUCGAGCAAUGUUUUACGAAGAAUUUAAACGUUUAGCCGAAAGUGAACAUCAUCAUUUGUCCGAUUCAAUCGAUGACGUUGAAGAAUAUUUUUGGAAAUCGAUUCACGAACAAACUUCGACAAUGCAUCCCCCAAUAUACGCUGCUGAUAUUAAUUCUAGUUUAUUUUCGAAAAAAGAGACAAUCUGCAGUUUUAGUAAUCUUAAAUCGUUGCUCAAUUAUUAUCCGUUGGAUAUUAAAGACCGUUUAGAGAACUUUGUCAAUGACAACAAUUUAAUUGAACUAAGUGGUGACGAGAAAUUGUGUACAGCCCCCAUUCAACAUAAAACGUUAUUGAUUCACCCAAAUCUUCUAAUACAAAACAAUAUUGACUGUCAUCAGAUUAUUCAAAAACAAAAUGAAAUCGUUUGCAUUCUACCACGUUCGUAUCAUUUUGGUUUUAAUUGUGGAUUGAACAUUGCCGAAGCGAUCAAUUAUGCAUUGCCUUCUUGGAUCAAUUAUGGUAUGAAAACUAAAAUUUGUUCGUGUGUGCAACCGGUUGUUAAACUUGAUAUGCAACAUUUUACAACAGAUAUUGUCGACAAAUUUGAACAAGAUAUUGGGAAAACAAAACUACCAUUAACUAACUUUAGUUUUAGUCAACAACCAACAGAUCCGAUUACUCACGUUUCAGAUCUAUUUGUUGACACGAAUUGUCACCUACCAGAAUCUACACACAAUCAUAUCCUCUCCGACGAUAUGCAGUGUGUUGAUUUUGAAGAAGUUCAACUUCUGAAUGAUUUAGCCAAAGUCUAUACACUAACCACUGAAAUAUCUCAACAACAACAACAAAAGCAAGAAGAAGAGAAAUGGAAACAAUUUGAAGAGAAACAAGCAAUUGUGCAAGCUGUAAUAAUGUUGGACGAUAAAAAAAUUACAACUGAUAAUCGAACUUAG